AUGUCUUUCUUUCUUUUCAUGGACUUUUUCUUUUGUUAUUCUUCAUUGCUUUCUUAUCAUUUCAUUUGCUUCUUCUUUACGUUUUAUUCUAUCAUUUCUUUCUUUCUUUCUUUCUUUCUUUCUUUCUAUUCAUUCUUUCUUUCUCUUCUCACUCUUUUGAUUACAUUUUCUUUUCUUCUGACAUUUUUCUUUCAUUCUGAUGCUUUUUUAUUUUCUUAUUUGCCUUUCUAUUUUUUGUUUCUUUGGUGUUUUGUUUCUUUUAUAUUUGCUGCUAUUUUUUGUCUGCUUCUUACUUAUUUUCUUUCUUAUCGCCUAUUUUUCGUUUUUUUUUUUUGUCUUCUUUCCUUUGUCAUGUUACUGUUUUCUUCUUUUUUACUUUCUUAUUUUUCAUUUCUUUUCAUUCAUUCAUUCAUUCUUUCUUGGUUUAUUUUUAUUUCCUUUAAUUUUAAAUCUUUCUUUCUUUCCUUCCUUUUGAUUUCUCUUGUUACUUCCUUGUUCUUUUUUAUUUCGUUGCUUUACUUUCUUUCUUUCUUUCUUUCUUUCUUUCUUUUUUCUUUUGUUACUGCUUUCAUCUUUUUACUUCCUUUAUCAGAUCAUUCUUUCUUCUUUGUUAGUUCUUUUUUUAUUUCCUUGAUUCCUAAAUAUUUCUUUCUUUUUUAUGUUACUUCUUUGUCCAUUUUUAUUUCCUUACUCUUCACUUCUUUCUGUCACUCUUUCUCAAAUUCCAUUCUCUUGCGUCUUUUUAUGCUUUUCCUUUUUUUUUCAGACGAAAUGAAUCCACGACUGUGA
Messenger RNA from Acanthosepion pharaonis, 789 nucleotides. Lineage: Eukaryota; Metazoa; Mollusca; Cephalopoda; Sepiida; Sepiidae. The record is from the annotation of a GenBank genome assembly.